AUGGGAUUUAAAUCUUUUAAAUUCUUUCUCCAAAAGUUUUUUGUUUUACAAUUAUUAUUUUUGUUGGCCAAAUGUAAAAUUGAUAAUACCGAUCCACAGGAACCACCUGAAUUCACAACUGUAAUAGAUUUACUUUCCCAAAAUGUUAUGUUUUCUCGAUUUUUAUUACAAGUUCAACGUCACGGAUAUAUAGAUUAUUUAAAUGGGUUAGACAAUUUUACCUUAUUGGCACCAAUAAACUCUGCCUUUACCUAUUCAAACUAUGAGGAUGACUUCGAAUUUGAUAUCGAUGAAUAUAUAGUAUAUAACAAUGUUAUAAAAGUGGAUGAAAAUUAUAACAGAAACGAAUCCUUUUUAAUUAAAUCCGGUGUUAAAAUUCCGUUCAUUUGGAACCAUUUCUAUCAGCAAGAAGCAGAUAAGUUGCAAAUCCAAUUAUACAGAUCGUCCAUUACUGAUAAAAUUCGUGUUUUGGAUUUUAAUUACAUUCCUACUUUGCAAAAUGCAAGUAUGCACUCAAUAGACAAAUUGUUACCUUUAAUGCAUCCCCCAACUUUACCACAACUUCUUGAAACUUAUUCACUAGAAAACCAUGGAAAUAUUAGCUUUAUAAAAAAAUUUGUUAAUGACAGCAAAGAAACUUUUUCUGAGCUAUUAAACGAUACCACCCUAUUGGUACCUUCUGAUAAAACUCUAAAUAAACAGUUUAAAGAUAUUGAAGUAAACUAUCUUUUGUUAGACGAGAAGGAUAUUUCAAAUCCUUCGUCGGGUUUGGUUUUAAAAGCUGAUAGAAUAAAGCUACUGGAAAACCUAAACAUACUUGGGAUGCAUGUUGGCCUUUGUAAUGUGGAUGAGAAAAAAGAAACAACUGUCAAAUUUUUAAAUGGGAAAAGCGGUAAAAUAACGUUUAAUGCUUUCCAAAAUAUUAUUAUAAAUGACGACAUGUUUUCAAGUUCAGGGCCUCAAAUUACAUUUUCUAGCCCCGAGGUAAAUGAAAUAACGAGCGAAAACGUAGUCUAUUUUUUUGAUGACAUGAGCGACUUGUCAUAUAAUAUAACUUUUAAUACAGAGAAAUAUUUGUUAAGUUUGAACGCCUUUGAGUUUAUCAAUGAACUCUACAUUAGACAUUUGGAAUGUUUAAUUAACGACCAAUCCUUCAACAGAAAUAUUACUUUAUUUGUUUCUGUUCCCCAAAUGAAUAAGGGUCUUGCUAACGAUGACUACUUAAUCAAUUCGGGUGCAAAGGCAUCGUCAGGCGGAUUCACUAAACACCAGUUGAUCUACCAUUUUUUGGAAGAUACUAUUUGGUUGAAUGAAACAUUCCAUUCUGACAACUCUCUAUUGAUGCGAAGUGCAAGACUUGUUAAUUCUAUGUUCUGCGACAAUAAUGCUUUGAUGGGUGGUAAUUGUCAAAAACUAAAACUUUCCAAACUUUCAAAUAACAAUAACGAUGAUAAUAACGCUAUAUAUCGUGUUAAUAAUAAAGCCCAAGUUAUAAAUAACACUCCUUUACAGGUAGGAAGUACUUUGAUAUAUUUGGUAGACAACGAUUUUUCAUUGCCAGGUAAUAUUAUUCAGUCCGUCAGCUCUUUUUUCCAUUGUUCCAAAUCUUUGUUGUUCUUAGACCAAUUAAAUUUACUGGAUUUGAAACCUAAUAAGCACGGCUAUACAAUUUUUUUACCUUGCUAUGAUUCAUGGGAUGAUUUGGAGUUGAAUUUGGAUUACAUCAAAAGUAAUGUCACUGCACUAAGUAUGGUUAUGAAAAAUUAUAUUUUUGAAGGUUUGUUCUACUCUGAUACUGAAUUGAAAAACUACACUUUUAAAAAUCUGUUGGGGGGAAAUGUUCAAUUAAAUGUGGACAGCUGUAACGAAGACACAGUGGAUAUUUCUAUCAGCUCAAUCAAUACCAAUGGCGGCAACUUAACUAUUGGUAAGAACAGAGAUAUUAUUUUCGAACAAGGUGUGGUUCAUCCCUUAGAUAAGCUUUAUUUCCCAUUAGACUUGGAUAUCACAUUGAGUGCUUUGAUCAAGACCACAGGAUCUAGUGAGUAUUUGCUGUUUUUUGAAAAAUUUCCAAACUUGAAUGUUAUAUUUGAACAUAACUUGCCAAAUUCCAUAUUAGUUCCAACUGAAAGCUCGUUGCUAUUGGACGGUGAUGAAAUGUCGUUAAACUCUAGCCGCUUAGAAGAUACGCUAAAGAUGCAUAUCAUUUCUACCAAUUCAACCGCAAGCAUUUUGAAUUGUGGUCGAGACAUAAUGACUGAAUACGGCGAAGAAUUGGUAUGUAAGGAAGUGUCACCAGGCAACUAUUUUAUAAAGUUGAAGAAUUCGGUGGCUGACAAAGAGGUAAGAGUUUUGAAGAAGGGUUGUUCCACUAAUAACAACACAUCCUGUAUAUUUGUUAUAGAUCGGCCACUUUCAUUAAAUUGGUUAAAUAAAGAAAAGCCCUAUCAUUUGCACUUACCUUAUAUUUCAUUUGCCAUGGGUAUAAUUAUUGGAAUUUUUGGCUUGGUUUUCAUAUAUUUCCUGAUCAUGCAUGAAGUUUCAAAAAGGAGCACCUAUUCAUCCUUGACUCCUAUUUUAUCGCCAUCAUCGUCUCACCUGAAUACUGAGCCUUCUUUAUCAAAUGUACAAACUGGAAACAGCGAAAUUGAUAAUGAAGGUGAAAAUGCAAAUUUAAGGACACCUUUACUUCAAGCACACUUGGCAAGAAGGCCAUCGUCUUCGAAUAGUAAUUACCAAAGCAUGAUAAACUCCGAAAGAAACCAGGGGUUUGAAAAUCAUUACUCCCAAAAUUCUUUAUCUAAUCCGAUCGAAGUUAGAAAAAAAAGAUCUGUUAUUGACAGUACUGGUAAUGUGUAA
This is a messenger RNA of Saccharomycodes ludwigii, 2859 nucleotides long. RefSeq lists its product as uncharacterized. The record is from RefSeq and is a predicted model, not a curated record. Gene Ontology annotation, cellular component: fungal-type vacuole membrane. NCBI's taxonomy places the organism in Eukaryota, Fungi, Ascomycota, Saccharomycetes, Saccharomycodales, Saccharomycodaceae. The transcript has a single exon. Bases 1 to 2859 code for a protein of 952 amino acids. Gene Ontology annotation, biological process: macroautophagy.